Pogonomyrmex barbatus (red harvester ant) is the source of this 1904-nucleotide messenger RNA. RefSeq lists its product as uncharacterized. NCBI's taxonomy places the organism in Eukaryota, Metazoa, Arthropoda, Insecta, Hymenoptera, Formicidae. The record is from RefSeq and is a predicted model, not a curated record.
GUGUCAUUAAAGGUGGAACCGUCACGUUGGUCUGAUCUACGAAAUUGCUAGUGCGGACGAGGUGCCGGAUGAGAUAGCGAUUACGACGGAAGAGCACACCUUCGUAGCUAUCCGACGGCAAUAGGUGGCCUGUGGAAAUGAAGCGGUUGAUACUGCUCUGCUUGCUACCACCAGCAAUUUUCGCCCGGCCACAAACAAAGGAUCCUAAUAACGAGCCAUUUCUACCAAUACACCCCGUCUACCCUAAGCUAAUCAAGCGAGGUGCUGAGCAAGAAGUAAAUUCUCAAUUAACGUCGGAGUUAUACGCGCCAAAAGUUGACGCCAAGGAUACCUACACCUCUAGCUAUAACAACAAUUACCAAAGAGAUUCUUAUUAUCCCGAUUAUGAUCCGUACUCCACAAAUAGCACACCUUCAAUCGUCUAUCCCUCGCCCUAUUACAAUCCCGGCGAGACGUAUGUCUACGCUAACUCACCGUAUCACAUUUAUAAUUCAUAUCCCGCUUCGUACGCGGUGAAUCCGACGUCAUAUUCAGUGCCAUCAUAUCCAAACUAUUACUACCAACCACCCUUCUAUUACCCUCAUUAUUUUAAUCACGCUCUAUUCCCGCCACCGCCACCACCACCGUCAUCAGGCGUCGACUAUCAGACGUCGCAAAUUCCGGUCGAAGCGGAGGAUGACAGGCAGGACACGAAUAAAAAGGGUGAGAGAUCGAAGGAGAACGAGACGAGCCAAGACGCGCCAAGUCAGUUUGUGGAUGAUGGAAACUACAUAAACGGAAAUUCACGGGAUCUCGAUGUGCAGUCCAGUACGUACAAAGUGGGCAAUCCAUACAAUCAAUUCGCACAGGACGCACAAGCGAAAAAUCUGCCAAUUCCCUUGCCCAGAACGACGUAUAGGAUCAUCAAUGUUGUAGGACAGCCAGUCAAUCCGGAUUAUGCACUGCCUGUUGCAUAUAUCAAGCCUCAGCAUAUUGAGCAGAUGACGAGCCAAGCGUUGGUCGAUUUGUUGCAAAAUGCGCGGCCACAAGUCGGUCGCUCUUAUGAAAACAGUAGAGAUACCUUGAACAGUGCCAACGAUGGAUCAUAUGAGAGUCAGAAUACUUACAAUCCAACAAACGCGCCAUCAUAUGCACCUGUUCCAGGUGCGAGAGGCAAAACCGGUGCCACUUAUGCGAUCGAUUCCGCUGGAACCAAAGUCAGUGGAGACCGUACGAAACAACAGAGCUCGUCGUCAUCUCAGAGAACUCCGAGUAAGAAUACAAAGAACGUUUAUUAUAUCCGAAAGCCAACUUCACGAAAUAACUCCCAAGCUUCGUACGCAGCAUCCGAAAGCCGCAGCAAUAAUCGCGAUCGCGUGAGCAAUGGUCGACCUACAGAUCAAAUUGACAAAUACAACAGUUACGAUCUAUCACAGAACUACGGCACUUACAGUCAGCCCGGCAAUAAGCAAGAGCAGAAUUAUGAGACUUAUCAGGACCAAUCAAGCUCUUAUCAGACUAAGGGUUUUACUGCCACAUCUCAGACACCUCAAUCACACAGUUAUCAGUAUUCCCCUUACGAAUCGGGUCAGGUGCAGCAGUCGCAACAAGAUGAGAUUAAUACGGACAACGGCAAUUUCGGAACGAAACAAUAUAAGGGAUAAAAUAUGACAAAUGCGAUAAAAUCAAAUCGGUGUUGUUAUAAGAUUAUUAUUGUUUUCUUGUUGAAUGACGCGGCUCCUUUCAGUCCUAGCGAGUUAAAUAAUUAACUAUACAAAAUAUCUUGGAUAUUAUAAACUUUUUUAUAUUUAUUAAUAUAUUAAUUAUUUACGAAAAAUGUUAGGUUAAACAUAAUUUGCUGUUAUUAUUUUCAUAAAUUCCAACUCCAAGUAAAAAUACAUAGUUUUUAAUUAUAAGACUAUAAA